AUGUCGAACCAGUUGGUGGGUAUCGUCUUCGACCGCGUCAUCCAGGAAGUAUGCGAUUCGUCCCAGAUCGACUUUGAAGAAGGUGGUGUUGACCAGCAGACGUUGGAAGACCUGAGGAAAGGAUGGCAGAAGAAGCUCUCAUCUCUCGGGGUUGCCCAGUUCCCCUGGGAUCCUCCUCCUCAACCCCCUCCACCCCCUCCACAGCAGGCCCCAAUUCCUCCGCCGCCCGUGACCGUGCCGUCCAAUGCGCCUCGUACGUCACCACCACCUCCACAAGAGUUUCCAGAACAAAUACCCCAGUCCCAGCCGCCUCUGGCUCCCGCAAAUGGCUCUGGACAAGCUGCGGGUGAGGUUCGCGUCAAGACUGAACCUGGGUACCCUACGACGUCGACAGGCAUUCCCACCACAGCUGCCCAUAUAGCGCAGCAGCGGGCGGCCGAUGCCCUACAUCAACGUUACGGCGCGGCUGCAGCUAGCCAGAUCCACCAGUUACAAGCUCAAUCUCAGGCAGCGUUGUCCCUUCCUGGCCAGCAGCGACUUCAGACCAGUCAGUUUAACGGUCCGCAAAGCCAAGACCCGAAGGUAUCACAGCAGGGCUCGCAAAGUAACACCGUUGGAAACGGCCAAACCGAUGGCGCGGGCGAUUCCGAAAUCGAUGCACUCUCAGAAUGGAAGGCGGAAGUUGCGAGGAGAAGAGGAGAGGCGACAAAGAACGGAGCGCAAGCCGACCGCGUCAUGCGGAAGUAUGUCGAGCUCAGAGGACUGCAGAUGGAAGGUAACGGUCUCCUAGCCCCGCUUCAUGAACGAUACCCCCGCGCGAAUGGAAAGAAGCGUAAGGUCACCGUCAAAGCAGAGUCUGCAAUUCCUGGCCCUUCCAUCGCAUCGGAAGCAACUAUCCCGUCUCAAGCGGGUGGAUAUGACGGUGUCGAUGAGUUUGGGAUUAAAAAAGACGAAGAUGAAGACGCAAUUAAUUCCGACCUUGAUGACCCCGAUGACCUUCUUGACGACCCUGAAGGCGAUGAUGCAGUCGGCCAAGUCAUGCUUUGCACAUAUGAUAAAGUGCAGCGCGUGAAGAGCAAAUGGAAGUGCACACUAAAGGAUGGUAUCUUAACUACUGGAGGGAAAGAAUAUGUUUUCCAUAAAGGCACCGGGGAAUUUGAAUGGUAUUAGCGAAUAUGCGAUAAUAUGAGGUCCCUAAGGUAUUACCCAGUUAAGACGAUUGCUCGGGACAGAUUUAUUCCUUUCUUAAACUUUUCUUUUCCCUCCUUGGCUAGACCAAGAUGUAACCAGUAUCUGCCAUCUUUCGUCGUCUUUCUUGAUUGCAAUCUUUCUUUUCUUUCGUUUUCCCUAUGUCUUUCUUUGACAAUGGCGUUCUUAGUGGAGUUCAGGCACGGAGGAACGAUUCGUUUCAUUGAAAACCCCAGACCGUGGAUUGUUCUGAUGAUAAGCUAUACCGUCCAUUUUUCUUUUCGAGAAGGAUUUCCGAAUCGGGGCA
Messenger RNA from Coccidioides posadasii C735 delta SOWgp, 1495 nucleotides. RefSeq lists its product as uncharacterized. Gene Ontology annotation, cellular component: transcription factor TFIIA complex. NCBI's taxonomy places the organism in Eukaryota, Fungi, Ascomycota, Eurotiomycetes, Onygenales, Onygenaceae. Gene Ontology annotation, biological process: transcription initiation at RNA polymerase II promoter; transcription by RNA polymerase II. The record is from RefSeq and is a predicted model, not a curated record.